Molecule: messenger RNA, 2833 nt
Organism: Cajanus cajan (pigeon pea)
Lineage: Eukaryota; Viridiplantae; Streptophyta; Magnoliopsida; Fabales; Fabaceae
Source: RefSeq, a predicted model, not a curated record
CCACGACGUGAAACCGCUAAAUAUUGAAUUUGAAGGUGUUGUAAAUGCGAAAGCCUGAAAAGUUGUCGUCUUCGUCGUGUUGAUGUGUCUCUGAUGGCAGUGGGAACCCAGAAGCUCAAACUCCCUCCUUUUUCCUCUGUCUUCACCAAACUCUCUUUUUCCACAACGCCCCAUAAUCACUCUGAUGCUUCCAUGGUGGAUACCCUAAUUUCCGUCUUCUCCAAACAACCCAACGAACUCAACCGCUUCGCACCCACCCUCACCCCUCACUUAGUCGAGUCCGUCCUCAUGCGCCUCCGCAGUUGGAAGCAAGCCCACUCCUUCUUCCACUGGGCCUCCGACCAGGGCCACCACGGCUACCGCCACACCUGCUACACCUACAACGCCGUCGCCUCCAUCCUCUCCCGUUCCCGCCAAACCGCUCCUCUCAAAGCCCUCGCCAAAAACCUCACUGAUUCCACCCCUUGUUCCUUCACCCCCGGCGCCCUGGGCUUCCUCAUUCGCUGUUUGGGCCAUGUGGGCCUUUCCCACGAGGCCUCUCACCUGUUCGACGAAAUGCGCCAAAAGGGUCUAUGCGUUCCCAACGACUACUCCUACAACUGCUUGCUGGAGGCUCUGUCCAAGUCUGGGGAUGUUGAUUUGAUGGAAGAGAAGUUGGAGGAGAUGAAGGGGUUUGGGUGGGAGUUUGAUAAGUUCACGUUGACCCCUGUGAUGCAAGCGUAUUGUAAAGCUCGCAAAUUUGACCAUGCUUUGAGGGUUUUUGAUGUCAUGAGGGAGAAGGGUUGGGAUGAUGAAAACGUUUGCUCUGUGUUGGCCUUGUCGUUUUCCAAGUGGGGUGACGUGGAUAAGGCCUUUGAGCUGGUGGAGAGGAUGGAGGGGCGUGGGAUGAGGCUAAAUGACAAGACUUUUUGUGUUUUGAUUCAUGGGUUUGUGCAAGAGGGCCGGGUUGAUAGGGCGCUUCAGUUGUUUGAUAAAAUGUGCCGGGUUGGUUUCACUCCUCAUGUUUCCUUGUUUGAUGUUCUCAUUGGAGGGUUGUGUGAGGUUAAUGAUGCUCCUAGAGCUUUGAGCUUGCUUUCGGAUAUGAAGGAGUUCGGGGUUGCACCGGACGUUGGUAUCUUUACUAAGUUAAUAUCGGCUUUUCCGGCCAGAAGUGUGAUUGUUAGGUUGCUGGAAGAGGUUCCGGAUAAGGGAGAGGAAGACGAGCGAACUCUUGUUUUGGUUUACAAUGCUGUUUUGACUUGUUAUGUUAGUGAUGGGUUGAUGGAUGAAGCCUGCCGCCUUCUGAGGAUGAUGAUUGGGGGCGAAUCCAGUGCUGGAGUUCAGAUGAAUGUUUUCUUCAAGAUCAAGAGAUUGGUUUGUCCGAAUGAGGCUUCCUUUAGCAUUGUCAUUGAUGGCUUGCUCAAAAAUGGUCAGUUGGACCUUGCCCUGAACCUCUUCAAUGAUAUGAAACAAUUUGUUGGUAGGCCAAGUGUUUUGAUUUACAACAAUCUGAUCAAUUGUCUUUGCGGUUCUAAUAGAUUGGAGGAAAGCCGUGAGCUCUUGAGAGAGAUGAAAGAAUCAGGAAUUGAACCAACGCAUUUCACCUACAACUCGAUAUAUGGAUGCCUGUGUAAAAGAAAGGAUGUUUUAGGAGCCACUGAUUUGUUGAAGGAGAUGCGGGCUUGUGGGCUUGAACCGUGGAUAAAAAAUUCCACACUUCUUGUGAAAGAACUAUGUGACCACGGGAGGGCUGUAGAAGCAUGCAAUUUUCUUGACAGCAUGGUUCAAGAAGGUUUCCUUCCAGAUAUAGUUUCCUAUUCUGCUGCUAUGGGGGGCUUGAUCAACAUUCAAGAAGUGGAUCGAGCAUUGAGCUUGUUCAGGGAUUUGUGUUCUCGUGGCCGCUGUCCUGAUGUGGUUGCUUUUAACGUAUUGAUGAGAGGGCUCUGCAAGGCCAACAGAGUCACAGAGGCUGAAAAGUUGCUGGAUGUGAUUGUUGGGAGCGGUCUUUCUCCCUCAGUUGUGACUUACAAUGUGCUCAUAGAUAGUUGGUGCAAAAAUGGUUCUAUUGGUAAGGCUAUGGCACUUCUUUCCACAAUGUCUGGAGAAGACAGGGAACCAAAUGUCAUUACUUACUCAACUUUGGUGGAUGGAUUGUGCAGAGCAGGAAGGCCUGAUGAUGCACUCUUGGUUUGGAAUGACAUGGAAAGAAAAGGUUGUUCUCCUAAUCGAAUUGCUUUUAUGGCACUUAUUAAUGGUCUAUGCAAAUGUUGUAGGCCAACUACAGCCCUCCAUUAUUUACGUGAGAUGGAACAUAAAGAAAUGAAAGCUGACUCAUUCAUUUAUAUUGCAUUGCUAAAUGCUUUUCUAUUGGAUAAGGAUUUGGCCUCUGCAUUUGAGAUUUUUAAAGAGAUGGUUUACUCGGGAUUUUUUCCAGAAUCCCAUGAUAAAAAUUACUCCAUUGUGAUGGAGGCAAUAGAGAAAUUUUCUAAGGAUCACAUAACAUCCUCAGGUAUUCAAGUUCUGAGGGAAGAGGGAAAACUUCCUACACAUUGUCCGUAAACUAUUGGAACUGAAAGUUAAAUCAAAUGGAGUGCGACUGCUAAAGGAGGCUCUGGUAUUUUUGAAGAUACAUGUUGCUUGUCAUUUGUCAAGUUGGCGGCUAUACUUCAUUUGGAUCCAGACGGAAUACAAGAGGAAAGAAAGUGAAAAAAAUAAUAAUAAUCAUUUUUCCCUUGCUUUGUUUGAAAUGAGAAACAAAAGAAAUGAAAUAUAUCAUGUUUAAUAAUUCAAAUCCAAAACAUGUGACAAAAUAUUAAUGUGAAAUGGGAUAUAUUUAAUUUAUCGAUUUAUAUCA